Molecule: messenger RNA, 5708 nt
Organism: Fonticula alba
Lineage: Eukaryota; Rotosphaerida; Fonticulaceae
Exons: 11
Coding region: 167-5662 (1831 amino acids)
Source: RefSeq, a predicted model, not a curated record
CCCCUCCCCGCUUCCAUCCUCCCACUUCGCCUCUCCCUGCCUGGUUAAUAUCUCACGCACAGGCGGGCUCCUUGCCGCCUUGCCCUCCCCCUUCCCUCGCUCCCUCUCUCUCUCUCCUCUCCCCUUCUCCUCUGCCCCCCCCCCCCGACCAUUAAACCUCGCCGCCAUGUGGGUCCACCCGCAGCAGUGCAUGGUCACCAAGUUCUGGGUCGACGUUCAGAGUAGCAACUCGUUCGUCAUCCAGAAGUCCCGCCGCGAGGAAGGCAACAGCCUUGUUCGGGCGUUUGUUGGGACUUUCCAAAAUGUCCUCGAUGUCCACCAAAGUCUCUUCCGCAUCAUCUGGCGCCCAACGCCGAAGCCCAAUGACCCGGAAUUCACCCACCCCCCCUCGUACUACAUCGCCAAUGGCGAGACCGAGGAGGAUCUCCAAGAUCACUGGCACUUCCUGCUUACGCAUGUUGCUCCGGGUCUGGAGCAGCUCUUCAUCUCAGAUGGCCUGCACUACCUCAAGACCAAGAUCACCAGCGAUAUGCUGCGGACCGGCCACUCGAGCUGGGAUGACGAUGAUCUGAGCAAUGACGAGGGCUUCCGCCGUGCCACCCACUCUUUCCGGCAGACCUUCAAGCUGCGCGAGCGCCUGGUCAACUACUAUCCUUGCGCCCUGAACAAGCUCCUGCAGCAGGGCUGGCUCUACCUCUCGCAAAAUCGCAUCUGCUUCCAUUCCAAUGUCCUUGGCGAGGAGACCCGCGUCAACAUCGAGCUGAAGAAUGUCAGUCUCCUGUCCAAGCGCCGCGUUGGUUUGACCAGUGGCAUCUUCAUUUCCACCGUGGACGGGGCUCAGUAUGCCUUCUUCAACCUCUUCAAGCGCAACGAGGUGUUUGAGUUAAUCGAGUUCCUCGUUGAUGAUGCUGUCUCGCGCAUGCUGCGCAGUGUGCCGACCGAGCGCGACCUGUCUGCCCCGGGGCCGGCCUCGGAUCACAUCCCGGCCGGCUUCACUGAUGUGGACAUCUCCACCGUGCAGGACGAGGAAGCGGCCGCGGCCGAGGAGGAGGCCCUGGCCGAGGCCGAUGCCAGCAUCGCCCCCCUGAGUGAGGGUACCAAAAGUCUGCUGCCCAGCGGGGCGGCCGGUCCCGAGGGCCAGGCCCUGCGCGUGCAAAUUCGCCGCCAGAUUGUUCGGAACAAAUUCUGCCGGAUGUUCCGGCUCCCGCAAACCGAGGAGCUCCUGGCCUGCCAGCCGGUCACUUUCGAGUUGGACUCCAUCCGCAAGAAGCGCAGCGGGACCUUCGGCGAACCGGUCCAGGCCAUGCUCUACCUGUCGACGCACUUCAUCUGCCUGUCCCUGAUCGAUCCAGCCUCCUCGAGUACACUUCUCAUCUGGCCUUCGCAUCUGUUGACGGGCUUCUCCCGAGCCGAGGCGACCCGGUGCUUCACUCUGGUUGCCAAGCAGCAGCCCUUCACGCUGAAGCUCUACUGGCAAAACAUGCUCCCCACCGACCAGAUCAUCCUGCCGGAUGAGAAUCCGAUGGACUUCGAGCAAUUCUCCGCCUUCUUUUCCCAAUACCUGAAGGAGGCCAACCAGCGGAAUAUCAAUGCCCGGGCUCGGCAGCGGCAUCUGGAUGAGUCAAUCAGCUCCAUGUCCGCCAAUAGCCCCUUCAUUACCCCGGUUCCGCCCACUGCUGCGGCCCCCUCCUCGCAUUUGAACAUUGGCCUGCAGGCGGCCCUGGCCAGCCAGAGCCAGGAAACGCAGAAGAUGCAGGAGUUGCUGCACCUGCCGGAGCACUAUGAGACGGCGCUCGAGCAAUUCAAGCGCGACCUGGCUGCCCGGCGCCAGCGCCGUCUGGCUGCCGCGCGGGCGGAUUUCGAGUACAUCUCGGCGUCCUCCUCCUUCGCCCCGCAUGUGGACCCGGAUCUGACCAAUGUCAUCCAGUCGGGCCCGGUAUCGCCGGUGGAUUCCACCACCAACCUCCAGACGGUCGGGAUGCCGGCCCCUCCCGGCGGCCAUGUGACCGUCAACUCGUCCGAUGGCAAUGUCGCUGAAAUCAUCGCCGGUUCCGGUGGCGAUGGGCAUCUGGAUGAGGAAGAUGAGCACAGUGACUCGGACAUCGGCGCCGAGCCCUUCCUCACUGGUGUCAUCGGUGGAGACUUCCAGCGGGGCUCGGCGGCCGGCAGUGCCGCUGGCAGUGCCGCCGGCAGCCAAGCCAGCUCGCCACGUGAUGGUUCCUCCGGCGGGUCCUCUCGCAGUCGGGCCUUCAGCCUUUAUGGCCGGAGCUCUGGCAGUGGUGAUUCCCAUGGGUCCAGUGUCGUGGGCUCCGGAUCUGGCACUCGUCCGGGCGAUGCGUCGGAGGAGGAGAACUUCGAUUUCUAUGGCGAUCCCGAUGAGGAUGUCCCGGCCACCGCGGCACCAGUCACCCAGUCGCCGGAGUCGCAGCAGGCCAUUUCGCCCGGCCGGCAGACAACCGCCCCGGAGCCGGCCCAUGCGACCGAGUCGGCCUCCAUCACCACUGGGCACCUGGUGCCUGUCGGUGAGGAGGACCUCUCCGGUGAGCCGACCAAAUCCGAAUUGGCCUCGGAUUGGCUUCGCAUUUCCCACAACCUGGACAGUGACCUCGCCCAUACCGAAGAGGCAGCCGCUCCCCUGGGCAAGAAUGCUCCCCUAUACCCGGCCGAACCGGUGGCCGGUGGCCAGGCUGCCUCUGGCUCCCACUCCUCCAGUCCUGUGGUGGUCGAGGCCAAGCGUGUGGUGCUGAAGAGUUUGCUGGAGGUUCGCCAGCAGCAAAUCCGCCAUCCGUACCAUUUGAUUGGGAAGGUGGACGCCUUGGGCUUCAUCCACGGCUUCCCAGUGGACCAGCCUGUCGAGAGUGAAAUCAAGAAGGAGUACAUCUGGCAAUCGGUCUUCUUCCGGAAUGGCCGUGGCCUGACCAUGAUUCGGUGGACACCGCGGGACUUCUUCCAGCUGGUGUUUGUUGGCAUUCCCAGCCGGAUUCGCGGCGAGAUUUGGGCCUCAUGCGCCGGAGCACAUCACGAGUUCAGCAUCAACCUGCUGCACUAUCGCGAGCUGUUGAAGAAGGGCCGCGGUCGGCCGACCACGGCCACCGAGGAGAUUGAGAAGGAUCUGAUGCGUUCGCUGCCGGACCACCCGGCCUACCAAACGUAUGACGGUCUGGAUCGCCUGCGGCGUAUUUUGCAGGCCUACUCCGUGCGCAAUCCUCAGCUGGGCUACUGCCAAGCCAUGAACCUGAUGGGGAGCAUUCUGCUGCUGUUCCAGCGCGAGGAGCUGGCCUUCUGGACGCUGACGUCGGUGGUGGAGCGUCUCCUGCCGAACUACUAUUCGUCCAACAUGUUCGGGGCUCUGGUGGACCAGCGAGUGUUGGAGAGCCUGAUCAGCGAGUACCUGCCGGAUUUGUAUGCCCAUGUCAACAAGCACGAGAUGGACUUCUCGCUGGCUGUGAUGCCGUGGUUCUUGACGCAGUACAUCUCGUCGAUGCUGCUGCCACAUGCCAUCCGUGUGCUGGAUGUCUUUUUCCUGCAUGGCGUGCGCGUGCUCUUCCAGAUCGCCCUGGCAAUCCUCAAGCGCCGGCGCUCGUUGCUGCUCACGCUCACUGACGAGGGCGAGAUGAUGAUUGUCCUGAAGGCGUACUUCGCUUCGCUCGGGGCCGAGCUCACUCAGUCCGACCGGGAUGCCCUGUCGCCGGAGUUUGUUGCUCUCAAUCCGAACCUCAACACGGAGUUUGACCUCCUGCUGAUGAUUGGCUUGAUUGAGUUUGCCAACAUCGGCAACCCCCUGAUCGACCAGCUGCGUCUGCAGUACCGGCGUGAGGUGGCCCACAACCUGGAGGUUCUCCAGCGGCGGAUGAAGAUUCGCCACUUGAUGGAGAUGUGUCCCCUGCUGUCGGAGCCUUCGUUGACUGGCAUCUACCGGCACUUCCAUGCGGUGGUGUUCUAUUCGGCCGAGGCCAAGGCGGGCGGCAAGACGCAAGCUAGUACUGGCACUUCCGGAGCCACUAAGCCCUGCCAGCAGCCGAACCUGACGCGCGCGGAUGGCGUGACCCUCGUUGGCAAUGCCGCCACCGAGGAGCUGGAUCAUCGCAUUGAUUUGCUGGACUUCUAUAACUUCCUGUGUCGGAUUUCGCCCUGGGCUCGCCUUGACUCCAAGGCACCGGCCCACCUGACUGAUGAGCACGCUUUCCAUAUCAGCGCCCAGCGUGAGGCCGGCUCGCACUUCAUCACUCGGCUUUUCCGCUACUGCGAGUACAUGGGUCGCAAGGUUCUGAAUAAGUCCCGGCCCAAGUCGGCAACCUCCUACAUGUUGGAGGCCUCGGCCGGCGGGCAGGCCUCCAUCCCCGGCAUUGGGCCGAUGGCUGUGCGCGAGUCGCUUGGCAUCCUGGACAUCGCGUCUGGCCUGGCCCCACUGAUCACCGGCGAUGUCCAGUCUCGAGUGUAUGCCUUCUUCGACAUGUUCCUGCCAUAUCCGGAGGAUCCACGUGCGGCGGAGCUCGGCUGCUCGAUCGAGUCCGCCCAGCCGUACCUGCUGCUGACGGAUGUCAGUGACAUCGCCGAGUCUUUCUUCUUCUUGUGUCGGACUUUCGGUGACGAGGCCAAUGUUUCCGGGAGUCGGUUCUCCGAUGCCGUACGCAAGCUGAUCGCCCUGUCCAACGAGUCCAACACCCUGCCGGAGGAUGCGCAUCAGCAUGACAUCGAGCGGCACCUAGAGUCCGGGGCUGCUGGCGUCGCGCCACGCUUGGAUCGCAAGAUCUUCUUCGCGGCGGUCACCCAAGUGCCCUUCCUGGAGGAAUUCUUCACGGACCUCCUGCCAACGCGCAUUUUCCAGCUGGAUGGUCUGAAGGAUCCGACCCCGCGUCAACGCCGUCAAGCCUCCAUUUCUGGCUCCUCUUCUUCCGGGUCCUCGUCGGCCGGUUCGUCGGCUCCCUCCUCGUCGGCCAGCUCGCCCUCUUCAUCGUCCCUGUCGCUGCCAGCCAGCGGGGACCGGACUGGCCGGCAGCCGCAGGCCACCGCAGCCGCGGUGCCGGGCCCGAAUUCCGCCUCCGCUGCCGGUGGCCAGGGGACUGGCCGGUCUCUCCUGUCGUCCAGCGCAGCGGGUGCUUCGUCCGUGCUGGCCUCGACCGGUCGUGGGGUGGCUUCGAUCACCUCGCGCGUCUUCUCCUUCGGCCGUCGGCCGGCUUCGACUUCGGGUGACAUCAACUCGGCGAAGUCCUCAUCGUCGGCCGGAUCUGGCUCUGGCACGUCGACCAGUGCGGGCAGCCACACCAAGUCCCCGAGCUCUCAGGGUGCCUCGGUCGGAAACCUGCUUGAUCUGGAAGACACCUCGAUGGUUAUGAUGCAGAGCUUCCCCCAGUUUGAUAUUCAGCCGACCUCGGCAUUGGGCGGUCCGGUGCAACAGCAGCAACCCCAGGGCGGUGCCACCGGGUCCCUUUCGCCUGGUGACACGAUUGACCUGUCGUCGCCCAACAAUGUCUUCAGCAUCGACUUUUCGAAUUCCCUCCCAGUGGCCGGCACCAUCCCGCCUCCGGCCAUUGCUCCGGCUCCGGCGCCCGCCGCCCAUCUGGAUGAGGAUCCAUUUGCCCAGUUCAACUACAUGGGCACCGAGGAGGAUGGCCGAGAUGCGCUGGAUGACCUCGUCGCCUUGGUCCUGCCCCCCGAGUAGCAAGAAGAGCAGCACAGGCCCGAGCCCCCCCCCCCCCCCACCCCCC